UCCUUUUCCUCAAGCAGCCCUCCAAAAAUCCUCCGCCGCAGCUGAGCUUCAGGCUUUCCCCUUCUCUCCCCCUUGAAAUACCCAAGGGAAAUCCUGUGACGUUUUAUGGGCAGACAGAUCCCUUUGAUAAGCUUGAAGCACUCGCAUCUAUGGAACUGUGCUGAAAGAGCAGUCCAUCGUACCAGCCCACCCAAUGGCUCCUCCUAGUCCCAGCACCACCAGCAGUAAUAACAACAGUAGUAGCAGCAGCAACUCAGGAUGGGAUCAAUUAAGUAAAACAAACUUGUACAUCAGAGCACUGCCUCCAAACACCACUGAUCAGGACCUGGUUAAACUAUGCCAACCGUAUGGGAAAAUUGUAUCCACAAAGGCUAUUUUGGAUAAGACAACAAACAAAUGCAAAGGUUAUGGUUUUGUAGACUUUGACAGCCCAGCAGCUGCUCAGAAGGCAGUUUCUGCUUUAAAGGCUAGUGGAGUCCAAGCGCAGAUGGCAAAGCAACAAGAGCAAGAUCCAACUAACUUAUACAUUUCCAAUUUGCCACUUUCGAUGGAUGAGCAGGAGCUUGAGAACAUGCUUAAACCAUUUGGGCAGGUUAUCUCUACAAGGAUACUGCGUGACUCAAGUGGGACAAGCCGUGGUGUUGGCUUUGCGAGAAUGGAAUCAACAGAAAAAUGUGAAGCAGUGAUUGCUCAUUUUAAUGGAAAAUUCAUAAAGACACCAGCAGGAGUUUCUGUUCCUGCAGAACCUUUAUUGUGCAAGUUUGCAGAUGGAGGACAGAAAAAGAGACAGAAUCAGAAUAAAUAUAUACAGAAUGGAAGAGCAUGGCACCGAGAAGGCGAGGUGAGACUUGCUGGAAUGACACUCACUUAUGAUCCAACCACAGCUGCUUUACAAAAUGGAUUUUAUCCUUCACCCUACAGUAUUACAGCAAACAGAAUGAUCACUCAAACAUCUAUUACGCCAUAUAUUGCUUCUCCAGUUUCCACAUACCAGGUUCAGAGUCCUUCUUGGAUGCAGCCUCAACCAUAUAUAAUGCAGCACCCUGGUGCUGUACUGACUCCCUCCAUGGACCACACCAUGUCACUACAGCCUGCAUCAAUGAUAAGCCCUCUGACACAGCAGAUGAGUCAUCUUUCAUUAGGCAGUACUGGAACAUACAUGCCAGCCACAACAGCUAUGCAAGGAGCCUACAUACCCCAGUAUACACAUGUUCAGACAGCAGCGGUUCCUGUUGAGGAAGCCAGUGGUCAACAGCAGGUUACAGUGGAGACAUCCAGUGACCAUUCUCCAUAUACGUAUCAGCAAAAUAAGUAACUGUGAGGUCAAGCGUGUUAUUUGACAACACUGCUCUUGGGAUCCCCAGUAUUGGGAUAAGAACUUAUUAUAUGUUCAAGAACGUAAAGAUAGAAACAAAUCAAUUGGGAAACUUCGCACUUUCAACCGAUGGCACAGUCUGUCUACAUAGCACGACAUAUGACCUGUGUUUAUUAUAUUAGUCUGGCCAAACACUGGCACCUACAGAAAGCCCGCAUCCCUCCUUUUUCUUGCAGAACUGGGAGAAAGCGAAGGCACAGACUAUUCUCCAUAUCCGUGUCCUAGUGUUAAAAUUGUGAUUUCUACGUGUUCCCUAAGGCAAGGCUGUGGGCUGGUGUCAACCACCUUUCAAGGAAUCAUUUGUUUUGCCUUAAGUCUUCUCUGUGGGCAUGUAAGACUUGCUUACAAGUAGUGAUCUGUGGUAGACGGGGAAGCGGAAUCCUGCACGUCUUCUCCACGUCCUGCCUCUACCAGCGAGUCAGUAUCUUUCCCAUAGACUGGGGCCAGGCAGAAGGAGCAGCAUUUGGUCUUCUGAGAGGAUAAAAUGUGUUGCCAUCUGAGACACAUUUUAUAAAUCUGCUCUCUGUAGCACACCGUGCUCCGUGAGCACCUCUGUGCACUCGUUGUAAGCCAAUACUCUGUGUAUUUUAUCCUUUGGAGAAGCACUGUUACCUGUAUUUAUAUGCAGUAGGAGCCAGUGAGUUCUAUAUAAGCAGUGGCUAUGGCAGUGGGAGAGGGCACGUGGGGAAGGUUAAUAUUACUCAACUGAUUUCAGUCUCAGAGUAUGGCAUUCGGUAUUUUGGUCCCUAGAACAUGUUGGUACUUGACAUUUUUAAGACAGGUGAAGGGCAGGAAAUUGGCAAGCAGUUAUUCCUUGCCCUAAAUACAGGGCGUGCUGUGGUCUCCUAAUUAUUGUGGCUUUGUUACUAUUGUCAGACUGAAACUUCUAAAUGCACAUGCAGCACUUUGGAGAAUGUCCUAUUAAAAGUCAGUGUCCCUAUUGCCAUAAAUAAGUGAUAAAUGAAAGCUACCACAUUCACGCACGUUGAUGCAGUCAAUCAGAAAAACAUAAUUGUGUCCUUCCUUUAGCAGAUCCAUUUAAUAACCUUAUUAAUAACCUUAUUGCUUCUUUCCAAAAUGUUACUGAUAUGUGAAAAUAGUCAAAGGGAUUUAAAAAACAAAAAAAAAGGCAGUGUUAUAAUUGUAUGUGCCAUAGCACAUGCCUAGAAAUGCACAAACUUUAAAAUAACAGACUGUCUCAGAAAUUCAAAAAUCCACUUUUUUCAUUAGUAUUUUUUUUAAGGUCAAACAGCAGUAUAAGCCCCAUCUAUUUGCUUCUGCUUUGCCACAUAGUAGACUGAAAAGUCUUCCUUCAAAUUUAAUGAGCCUUGGAUUACUGUUAAAUAGUAACGAUCACAAGGGCGCAUGGGCUCUCUUUGCGUUGGCUGUCAUAACUUGCACAUAGCCUCCCUAGGACUGCACAAAAGAAAAUUGUGUACCUUUUCCAGAGAUUAAAAGCCUUGGAGAUGCAACAGGACAAAGCUCACACACUCAGCUACUUUUGGUCAGUCAAAAGAGAACAGCAAUUACAAAACAACAAAGAAGGAAAUGGCUAGGAAUGCAGUCUCGCAGUUCCUGAGUGGGAAUUCUGCAUGCUGAACAUGUAUUAGAGAUAAAGGGGAAAAAUACAAUAGAAGACUCUAUUCUGGCAGAGAGCCUUAUCCUGGGAAGUGCCAACCACCUGUAGUGCCGCCUGUGUUUACUUCCCAAAUGUGUACUUAGAUUCGCUUACUCUUCUCACAGCUGUCUAAAAUAGGAAAUGAUUUAGUUUAUAGACAGCUACAUUACAAGAACAAAUGUGAUUGUAACUCUACUCUAGCUCUGACCUUUCUAUGUUACAGAUGUCCAGUGUUGACCUGGCCUGGAGAAGGGUGCAAAGGCUGAAACAAUCAUGGAUUUUACUGAUCAAUUGUGCUUUAGGAAUUAUUGACAGUUUUGCACAGGUUCUUGAAAAUGUUAUUUAUAAUGAAAUCAACUAAAACUAUUUUUGCUAUAAGUUCUAUAAGGUGCAUAAAAAACCUUAAAUUCAUCUAGUAGCUGUUCCCAUGAACAGGUUUAUUUUAGUAAAAAAAAAAAAUUUUUAUCAAGUGUUAUGACGCAAAAAAAAAAAAAAUUCAAAUUUCUGGUUAUGCACAGAUGACCACGAAGACUUAUUCACGUGCAUGACAGAAUUUGUGUUUUGGUUUAUUUUUAUUUUGUUUCUUUUGUUUUUUUUUUUAAUUGUAUGAAAUGGAUUUUCUGAAGUUUAAAAUAGUAAAACAUCUAAGAUGAUGUUCUGUGCUUGCAGUGUGUGAGUGUUGCUUUAGUGCAGUGUUGCAGUUAUAGUGUCUGGUCUUUUAGCUUUCUGUUUUUCUUUUAAUGUAGUGUGAAGUGUCUUAUCCUUUUCUAUGAAUUCCAAUUUGCCUUAAAUCUUUCAAUGCUGUAGCUGUUUCAGUAAGUAGUCCAAACUAAUGGUGUAGAAUGCUUUGACCAAAUGAGCUGGUCUAUUAUGCCUUGUAAAACAGCAGCAUAGGGCUUUUAAAGGUAGUCAAUAAAAAUUGCUGAAAAUUUGGCUUUUUUAAUGUGUAGUAAGUGUUUUUAAUGAUUUUUCACAUAAUAUGUAAGGUAGUGAAAUGCAAGAGGGGAAAAAUGUUUUGUGUGAAACACAUUUUCUGACUGGGGAAAUUUUAAUAGGAUAAAUUGUUUGUAAGGCCAUAUGCCAAUAGGUCCCUCUGGUAGUUUGAAUGAUUUAGGAACUCUGCUGUAUGAUGCAAUGUAAAAUCUUUUUUUGCCUUUUUUCAGAAACUAACUUGAUGUUCUAGUUUUAGCCUAGGUAGAAUAGGGAGUUUGGGGUGGGGAUAUCACCGAAUGUUUUUGUCCUUCCUUUAUACUAAUGAUAGUGCUUUAGAAUGAGGAUUGUGCUGAGACUUAGCAAACAGAAAAGUUGCUCUUACAGCAAAAUGGCAAAAGCUAAAGGACUCGUUUUCAAACAUAAGCUGAGAUGUAAGUAGAAGCAUGGUUGAUUGGGUACUAGCUCUCUAUAGUAGGUAAAUAAAAAUAAAAAGACUUGGCACUUUUAAAAGGUAACUUUACCAAAGAACAAAGAGCCAGUAACCAAUAAUUCUGAUUUGUCUCAGCAUUACGUCUUCUGUACUCUUUAUUUUUGCCGGACCAGUUUGCGGUUAGGAGAAUGUGCCUUUUUUGUACAUUUGCAUUUAGGUUUUAUAAUUUUAAUUGAUGUAUGGACACAAAAGCAUGAAGGAAGACUUGGAUCCAAGCAGUGCCACACUUUACAUCAUCACUACAAGUGUUAAGUGUAAAGAAAACCAAUUUUGAAACUAUGAAAUUCCUGAUUCAUAAAUACACAGUUAUUUGUACUUCACGUAUUAGAUAAUUCACUGCUACUAAAGCUCUUUAUUACAAUUGCAUAUGUUUUAAAUCAAAUGAUAAAUUAAGUUGUCUUCCAAAACUGUGUACUUCUCUGGUCAGCUGUAUAUGAUCAGUUAUCUACCUCAAAGUUUAUUUCCUUUUGUAUUGGGACAGGUUGCUGGCCCUCCCUGUUUCCACAGACCAAAUCAUCCUAGCUCGGGAGCUAGGGCUAAGCAGUUGUUUCUUUCAAGUAUUUUUUAGUUUUUAAAUUUUGUGUGAGUAUUGGAGUAUAGAUGUCGGUGACAUUUCAUAGUUUCAAAAGUAAAUUGCUGCUCUGAGAAGUGUAGAUUCUAGUGAAAUACAUAGUCAUAAGAGAUGUGUUUUUGUUUUUUCUUUUUUUAAAAAAGUUGUGGUAUUAUUGGUUCUAUGCUCCCUGGAAUAUUACUGCUUUGUAACAGUCCAGACUUCCUUGCAGCACCUUUCCUGUAUCUGGUGAAUUUCCAAGCCUAGAUCUCUCACUACUUGAUAUUUCUGCGUUAGUUAAAACUGCAGUAUGAUAGCUGUGUUAGAGGGAGGGAAGAGCUGCUGCCAGAAAUGUCUGAACUAAGUGCCAUACUCAUUGUCUGGGUAAGAUUUGGGAAAUUUAACCUCUGUACAUAAAGAAAUAAUCAGUUACUUAAACAUCACAUAGUAGACAGCCAUUAAAUUAUAAAAAAAUUAAUUUAUGAAGAAAGACCUUUUGUACAGAUUGAAAAAAAAAAAGAUUUUCAUAGAGAUAUCUAUAUGAUCAAGAGAGUUAAUUUUUUAUUUUUGUUUUACUAGUGCCACAAACUUGCCAGUGGUAACUUAUUUGUCCGGUUCAAGAUAACUCUGUAGUUUUGUUUCCUAGGACUUGUUGUUAAACGCCAAAAGACAUUUUUGAACUGUAAAUUUGAUUAGAUUGUUAGCUUUUUUCUGUUUUAUUUCUUUGAAAACUUUUGAAUAAAAAAGAUCCAA
Struthio camelus australis is the source of this 5719-nucleotide messenger RNA. The record is from RefSeq and is a predicted model, not a curated record. NCBI's taxonomy places the organism in Eukaryota, Metazoa, Chordata, Aves, Struthioniformes, Struthionidae.